AUGUCGACAGUUGGAGAACUUGCUUGCAGCUACGCUGUUAUGAUCCUUGAGGACGAGGGCAUUUCCAUCACUUCUGAGAAGAUUGCCACCGUGGUCAAAGCUGCUGGUCUCGAGAUUGAGGGUUACUGGCCAAUGCUCUUCGCCAAGAUGGCUGAGAAGCGUAACGUCACCGACCUCAUCAUGAACGUCGGUGCUGGUGGCGGUGGAGGUGGUGCACCAGUCACCGCAGCUGCACCAGCUGCUGGAGGUGGUGGUGCUGCCGCUGCUGCUCCCGCUAAGGAGGAGAAGAAGGAUGAGCCAGCAGAAGAGAGUGAUGGAGAUCUUGGAUUCGGCUUGUUCGAUUAG
Messenger RNA from Microthlaspi erraticum, 345 nucleotides. NCBI's taxonomy places the organism in Eukaryota, Viridiplantae, Streptophyta, Magnoliopsida, Brassicales, Brassicaceae. The record is from the annotation of a GenBank genome assembly.